CGAUUUUGACUUCUUCGACCUGACACCAAUUCUCUUACAGGCCAAUUCCUAGCUGCAAUCAGCCAAUGACGACCGACGAGGGCGAGGACGCUGCUGGGCCGUCGUCGCUGGAGCAGCGGCCGCUGAGUCUGGGCGAAUACAAGCGGUAUGGACGGCAGAUGAUCCUGCCCGACUUUGGCCUCGGCGGCCAGCUCCGUCUCAAACAGGCAAAGGUCCUCAUCGUGGGCGCCGGCGGCCUUGGCUGCCCCGCCCUGCAAUACCUCGCCGCCGCUGGUGUGGGCCACAUCACUAUUGUCGAUGCAGACGUCGUCGAGACUUCGAACCUGGCGCGGCAGAUUCUGCACACGGACUCUCGGGUGGGCAUGCCCAAGGCUCAAUCGGCCGCUACCGCCGCACGGCAGCUCAACCCACACAUCAACGUUGUGCCCCUCUGCGAGUCGCUGUCGGCAGACAAUGCCCAGGCGCUCGUUGGAGCACACGAUGUCGUGCUCGACUGCACCGACAACGUCUUGACCCGCUACCUCAUCUCCGACGCCGCUGUCCUGUGCGGCAAGCAAGUCGUGAGCGGGGCUGCCCAGGGCUUCUCUGGGCAGCUCGUCGUCCUGCACAAGAAGCUCAGCAGAGAGGGCAGGGAGCCGAUAGCACGAGGCCCGUGCUAUCGUUGUCUGUACCCCAGAGCACCGAGACCGGAAGACGUGACGGACUGCGAGGACGGGGGCGUCUUGGGCGGCGUGACGGGCCUUGUGGGCACCAUGCAGGCGCUCGAGACGGUCAAGUUGCUCGCACGGAUAGGUGAUGCUGCAGACGGUGACGACUUCGACACAGACGAAAAAAAUAUCUCAGACGCGGCACCGUUGUACAUGACCCUAAUCAACCCAUUGGACCCUGUCCCCUAUCGCAGCGUCAAGCUGCGACCGAGAAGGGCGGCAACGUGUCGGUCUUGCGGCGACGGUGAUCUUCUCCUGGCAGCAGGCCUUUCCAAGAUCAGGGAUCUGCAAUCGGAAGACUACGUUUCUUUCUGCGGCCUGGCCAAGCCCUCAUCGGGCGGUCAAUUCGAGGAUCAAGAAGCGCAUAUAUCGGUGCAGACUCUGCAAGAGUCGUGGCAAAAGGACGGAGCAACGCAUGCCAUCGUCGACGUACGACCACCUGUCGAAUUCGAGAUCGCCCGCUUGCCAGGCUCGCACAGUGUUCCAUAUCAAAAUUUGCGAAGAAAUGCACCGUUGGCGCUCGAAAAGCUGCGCGAUUCGCUGCCAGAGACUACAACGCACGUUGCCCUUCUCUGCCGACGGGGGAACGAUUCGCUCCUAGCACAGCGCCUCCUCUCAUCGGCAUCGUCAGAGCAGGAGGAGCGACAGGAUCAGCAGCAGUCGCACAAGGACCCCCCUUCCUCAAGAUCGCCGAUUGUAUUCAAAAAUGUCCGCGGUGGACUGAGAGCCUGGUCAAGCGACGUCGAUGUCGCCUUUCCAACCUACUGAUUUCUAGAUUUGUGGCUUGGCCCAGGCAUUCGAAAAACCGAUGGGCUCUUGUUCCUCCCGCGCGUGCGACGCGUGGCUUUCAUAAUGAAUGAACGGUGGCCCCUUUUUUUAUA
Molecule: messenger RNA, 1588 nt
Organism: Acaromyces ingoldii
Lineage: Eukaryota; Fungi; Basidiomycota; Exobasidiomycetes; Exobasidiales; Cryptobasidiaceae
Exons: 3
Coding region: 66-1475 (469 amino acids)
Biological process (GO): protein urmylation; tRNA wobble position uridine thiolation
Cellular component (GO): cytoplasm
Molecular function (GO): thiosulfate-cyanide sulfurtransferase activity; URM1 activating enzyme activity; nucleotidyltransferase activity
Source: RefSeq, a predicted model, not a curated record